AUGACUUACUCAGUUCGCAGAUCAAGAAUAGCAAGCGGAUUUACCCAAGAACCAGGUAUAUGUAUUGGGAAGACAGAAGAGAGAGUAGAAGCUAUUCAUGACACAAUAUUCCAUGUUUUGGGCAGACAGAGAGUAGAAGCUGUUUGUGACACGACUGAGAGAGUAGAAGCUGUUGGUGACGAAAGUAUGUCACGUAGUGAGCAGGCUGAGAGAGUAGAAGCUGUUGGUGACAAAAUGUUAUCACCAUCAUUAGAAAUUGGUGGGGUGAAAGAUCAAGUCUUACGUCUUCAACUCAGCACGUACCGGGUAACAAAUAUAUGA
Lottia gigantea (owl limpet) is the source of this 321-nucleotide messenger RNA. RefSeq lists its product as hypothetical. The coding region runs from base 1 to 321 and encodes 106 amino acids. The transcript is spliced from 4 exons. The record is from RefSeq and is a predicted model, not a curated record. NCBI's taxonomy places the organism in Eukaryota, Metazoa, Mollusca, Gastropoda, Lottiidae.